GCAUACAUCUACUUUUUGUAGAUAAUUGAUUUUGUAUUGUAAUUGUAAAUAGUUAUUUGUUUUUUUUGGCGGCAGCAGACGUGUAUCAACUAUCAAAGUAUUAUUAAUAAUUAUUAUUUGUUGUAAUUUAAAAAUAUAAUUCAUCAGUUUUUGUAACCUAAAUUAGCGCUUGACUUCAAAACUAUAAGUUUACAGAGGUUAUGGAAUCUGAAACUAGUUACCAUUCCAUAAAAAAUAACCCAAAAUUCUUGCUUUCACUCAAAAGUAAAUAUGUGCACAUACAACUCAUCCAAAAUCGUACAAUUAACGGUUUUAUACAAGCUAUAGAUCCUGAAGGACACAGCAUAAUUCUCCUGGAGCCUCGUGGUGAAAGUUAUCGAACAAUUUUAAUACCUGGACACUCGGUGCUGGACCUUUCUAUAACAGAUCCCUCGUCUGACACUAAGCCGCCAAAAGUGCAUGCACUGCAACCAUCUAAGAUUGUUACAGACUUGGUUCCCAAACGAAGGAAGUUAAUGUCUUGGUUGAAAAGAAAUCGGUUGUCAGUGAUAGAGAAAGAUAAUAACAUAGUGUUAGGCAAUGUGCUGAUAUUACCUCCAUAUGACGCCACAUGUAUAUACUCAACUAAUGUCAUAGUAGCAAGACAUGUUAAGGGAAUAGUGGAUAAGAUGCCUGACGAUUUUGUCGAAACUUGAUUUGGAAUUUAGAAUAUCAAUUUUCUUAAGUAUUUUUGUAAAUAAUAUGAUUUUCAUGACCUUACCGAUGUAUUAUAAUUGCCUUGCUCCUAAUUUAUCCUAAUCUAAAUAUUUUCCAUGUCCAAUUUUCAAGAAUUUUUACUAUAAAACUUCAUACAUAUUAUAUAACAAAGUCUACCACCAAAUAUAUCUGCCUAUGUAUCUCUAUCUUUACUGUAACGAAUGUAUCGAAGACUACUGAAUAAUUGGCUGGUGGGAGGCUUCGGCCGUGGCUAGUUACAAUCUUACCGGCAAAGACGUACCACCUAAUGAUUUAGCGUUCCCGCACGGUGACUGGCACUCUGACGCCGUGGGUUGACAUUUUUCUAUUUCUCUUUUAAUGAUAAUUAGCGGACGCCCGCGACUUCGUCCGCGUGGUAUUGAGUUUUUCAAACAUUGCAUGGGAACCAUGGAUUUUUAGCCUGUGUGUUAAUCCAUAGUGAAAUCUAUUUCCAUUUCAAAUUUCAGCCAAAUCGUUUCAGUAGCCGCAGCGUAAAGGAGGAACAAACAUACACACCCACUUACACAAUAACUUUCGCCUUUAUAAUAUUAGUGUGAUUGUAAGAGGUAGUUUGUGUGGUUGUAGGGGUAAUCUCUGGAUCUACAGAACCGAUUUUGAAAGUUCGUUCACCGAUAGAAAGCUACGUUAUUUGCGAGUGUCAUAGGCUAUGUUUUCACUCCGUGUUCCUACGCGGGUGCGGGUGAAAUCGUGGGGCGUUUUAGCGGCAUUUUUUCGUCUUUUAUAAAUUUUGUAUUAUCUCCGAAACUAUAUGACUAAUUAACAUACUGUAAAAGACAAAUCUUAUCACUAUAAUAUCCUCUCGAUUAUUAAGUAAUUCAUUUUGAUAAGGAAGUUUAGUUUUGUAAAUAAUGACGUAAACCUUAAUAGAUGAAUUAAAUAAUUUAUUGAAGUACUAUAUCUGCUAUAGUAUAUAAGAUAGGUUUUAGAUUAAAAUUUUGAUAAAAAUCAUUACUGAUUUUUCUUAUAUGACCGUAUAAUAAUUGUUACAAUAGUUAAUUGUUAUUUUAAAUCAAUCCUCGUAUUUGUAAACUAUUACAUGUUUUAAAUUGUGUACUUGGAGUUUUUUCUAGGCAUAAUACAAGAUACGCGUGAAAAAGCUAGUACCUGAUAUUACCUCAUAUCUUCCAAACCGCUGAACGGAUUUAAAAAAAAAACAGUAUGACCACUGAGACUUUAAAGACUCGAGAUAUAUGCAUGUACACGCAAGGUAUACACAAUAUGGGUAUCAAAUUAAGAAGUAAUUGUGAACGAUUGUAAAAUGGUAUGUCAUGCUCAUGACCAUGUUGAAAAAAUUACCAUUAUUUAUCUUUACUUUAAAUACUAUCUAAUACAUAUUGUAGAGGUAAAGUUUGUGGUAUUGUAGGGGCUAAUCACUGAAUUUACUGAACCGAUUUAGAAAAUUCUAUUAUUAAUAGAAAGCCACAUUAUUUGUGAGUGUCAUAGGCUUUAUUUUAUCCCCGUAUUCUCACGAGGACGGCAAAUGCGUGUGUGGAACCACGGGGUUGCCGCUCGGCUAGAAUUUAUCGGCGGUGUAGAUUAAAUACACACUUAAUUUUCAACCCAUAUUCGGCUCACUGCUGAGCUCGAGUCUAAUCUCAGAAUGAGAGGGGUUAGGCCAAUAGUCCACCACGCUGACCCCAUGCGCAUUGGCAGACGUCACACACGCAGAGAAAUAAGAAAACGUUUUCCUUCGUCGUUUUUUGAGGCACGUGAUAUUUAAUUUCUUAAAAUGCACACAAAUGAAAAGUUGGAAGUGCAUGCCCCGGACCGGUUUCGAACUCGCCCUCCGGAAUGGGAGGCAGAGGUCAUAUCCACUGGGCUAUCACGGCUUAUAAAUACACACAUCACUUACGCAAUAAGGGAUAUACUAGGAAAAAAUCCUUACUUUACAUGAACUUAGGGACGGAACCCCAAAUUUUCUUUUUACCUAAGUAGUGGUUGUUUUUUUUUUAAUUUAUCUACAUAAUAUACUUAUUUAUUUAAUCAAAGUAUGUACCAUUGCUAUCUAUGCACUUUUGCCACUUCAUAGGUAGUUCAUUGAUCCCUUUACUAAAACUAUUCAGAUUUAUAUGGGAACCAAUAGAAUCUUUGAAUAUGCUUUGGACUGCCUCAUCAAAGUUGAUUUUCUUCGAAAAAAAAAUGGUAAUUUGUUGGAGCAAGGUCCGGUGAGUACGGUGAUGUCUUAGACAUUCCAAUUGAAGGCUGACGCUCCUCUAAUUUGGUAGCCGUCUGUUGUGCAGUGUGUGGUCUAGCGUUGUCCUGAUGCAGCAGUAGCCUAUACCUUGAGCGAUUGACCAACCUCGGUGGUGGUCUAAGUUUGCAGCACAGAACACUAAUAGAUAUCCGCCAUAAUCGUCUGGCCAGAUUAAAAAAAAACUGUAGUGAACGACACCAAUACUAGUAGUCCACCAAACUCUCACAAGUGAUUUUUUUUUGAGUCACUUUUCGCUUAGGGAGGACCGCGGAUUAUGGGAAUAGGGAUGAUGACAGUUUUUUAAAUUGUAUAUAAAUUAAGAGUAUACUAAUAGUUAAGCAAUUUUGUAAAAGGAACAGGGUAUCUGCGAUCAUUACUUUCGGAGCUACAGGGAUUUAAAGAGUCAGAUUUGCGGCGCUGCUGCGGAUCCUUGAAAAACGCCCCAUGGCUGGCAUUGGCAUGGCAAUGGCUCGAACUAAUGACGUCAUAGGCAAUGUAAUGAUCGUUAGAUUUGUAUGCGCGUUCAAACAAAAUUACUAAUAUCUUUGUUUUUAUGUAAUGUAAGGAAGCUAAAACUGUAUGAAUUUUUAUCUAAUUACGAUAAAAUAUUUUAAUAGAUUUUGAAAUUUUAUAAUCUCAUUUAUUUUGCAAAUAUCCAGACAAUUUUUGCUUUUUAUGUAUAAAUUAGUUAACAUUGACCCUAUUUACCCGAAUGUAUCAUAAAAAUCAAUAUAUUCAAACCUAGUCAUCAUCCCCAUUGCCCCCAUUGGCUAGUUCGUGUAUUUGUAUCAUACUUUUAUUAUUAUACUAGCAAACACCACGCGGUUUCGCCCGCUUGGUUCCCGUUCCCGUAGGAAUACGGGGAUAAUAAUUAUAUAGCCUAUAGCCUUUCUCGAUAAAUGGGCUAUCUAACACUGAAAGAAUUUUUCAAAUCGGACCAGUAGUUCCUGAGAUUAGCGCGUUCAAUCGAACAAACUCUUCAGCUUUUUAUUAUUAGUAUAGAUAUAAACGUGAAACUUCGUAUGGAUGUAUGUUACUCUUUAACGCCGCAACUAUAGUCAAAUUGAGUAUGUAUUUUAAACUAUGUAAACAAACAAAAACAGCUGACUCAGGGGUACUCAACAUUUUAUCAUUAUUAACGAAUAUUAUCAUGAAAUAAAACUUCCUGUGAUAAACAAAUAUUUUUUUAAUUCUAUAUUCCUAUAUAAUAUAUCCUGUUAUUUAUCAAACAGAUAAUGCUUCACUUAUAUUAAGGGUUCCGUAGGCAAUAAAGAACUCUUAUAGUUUUGUUUCUUUAUUAUGUAGAAGCAAGCAUAAGGUUUCCUCGACAUAUUUAAACACAUUAAUCAAAACGGUUUUCUCGGAGGACGAUAAGGGUGAUUGAUUCGUACGUUUCUUUUUUGGUGACGGAAACAAUAGCAACGCGGAAUAACUGCUCCGGCUAGUACCAGGCUCCGGUUCACUAAUUUUCGUACUAAACUAAAUAAAAUUAAUUAAUUAAACUGAUAAAAAACCCGACUGCAUAAAUGAUAAAAAAACUGAAAAGAAAAAAAAAGCUCAGUCCAGAAGUGUAGAAAACAAUGAGAAAACAGUCGGGACCUAUUAUAUUGAAUAGAAUGAUUUUCGUCUACAUUUUUUAUUAGGUCCCGACUUUAGUUUGAUCAAUUUUUAUAUCAUUUAUGCUGGGUUUUUAUAUUUGUUUAAUUAAUUAAUUUAUUUCACACUUUUUAGUUACGAUAGAUGGUGAAUUUCGGAUUUAUUGGUUACGUUUGUUACAAAGUACGAUAAUGUAUACCUAAGUCCAACCGAAAUUAAGUAAAUAUUCAAAAAAUCUACGCAACCCUCGGUGGCCGAAUCCGACUCGCACUUGUCCGAUUUUUAUAAUCAAUAUAUUUCUUUUAGUCUAUUUUAGGUGUUUUAUAACUACACUUCAUAAACCUCGCACCUUAUAGUCGUCCGCCUCGCGUAUUAUGUAUAGACUUAAUUAAUAUUAGAAUUAAUAAAUAACGUUUUCCUAA
This is a messenger RNA of Bicyclus anynana (squinting bush brown), 4968 nucleotides long. RefSeq lists its product as uncharacterized. Gene Ontology annotation, molecular function: RNA binding. The transcript is spliced from 2 exons. Lineage: Eukaryota; Metazoa; Arthropoda; Insecta; Lepidoptera; Nymphalidae. Bases 201 to 695 code for a protein of 164 amino acids. The record is from RefSeq and is a predicted model, not a curated record.